GACGCGGCACCGCGUGUACUGUGUUGUCAAAGUCUGAGAGAAGCCCAAGUCCCGGAAGCGGUGAGUUCUGAGGAAAGUUCUUGCACUUGAGCGCCCGAGCCUGCGAACCCCCAACUAUGAGUGUCCCGGGAAUACAGUCCUUUACCCAGCAGGGCUGGGACCAGGUGCUGGCCAAACUGAAACGCGCUGUGGUGUACCUGGACGCCGCCUGCGCCGAGAGCCUGCACUGGGGCUGCGGGUCCGCCGCGCUCCUGGAGGCGGUGGGGGGUCCUGAGUGUCACCUGCGGGAGUUCGAGCCCACAGCAGCUGGUGGCGGAGCUAAACAGCCCAAGGCGGUGUUUGUGCUGAGCUGCCUGCUGAAAGGCCGAACCGUGGAGACUCUACGGAACAUCAUCUGCCGCAGUCACUUCCAGUAUUGCGUGGUGGUCACGGCCGUGAGCCACGCCGUCCACCUCACGGCUAAUCAGGUGCCGGCGGCGGCAGCGGCGGAGCUGGAGGGGCAGCAGCCGGUGUUUGAGCAACUGGAGGAGAAGCUGUGUGAGUGGAUGGGCAACAUGAACUACACCGCCCAGGUGCUGCACAUCCCGUUGUUGCUAGCCCCUGCUGCUCCCCACCUCGCCUUGACUCCAGCCUUUGCUUCCCUUUUUCCACUGCUACCUCAGGAUGUGCAUGUUCUUAAUAGUGCCCGACCAGACAAGAGGAGGCUGGGGAGCCUGGGUGAGGUGGAUGCCUCUGCCCUGCCCCCUGAGCUGCUACUGCAGAUCAGGUGCUUGGUGUCAGGCCUCAGUUCUCUGUGUGAACAUUUAGGAGUACGGGAGGAGUGUUUUGCUGUAGGUUCCUUCAGUCGGAUCAUAGCUGCAGAUCUGGCCAAUUAUGCCCCUGCGAAGAACAGGAGGAAGACUUCUGCAAGCAGGGCCUCAGUGGUCUUUGUGGACAGAACUUUGGAUCUCACAGGAGCGGUUGGACAUCAUGGAGACAACUUGGUAGAGAAGAUCAUUUCAGUGCUUCCCCAGCUUCCUGGCCACACCAAUGAUGUGAUGGUUAACAUGGUAGAGCUCACUGCACUGCAGAGUGAAGAAGAGAAUCAGAAUAUGGUUGCACCGGGCUGCCUCGCACAAUCCAAUGACCCUGCAGCCAAAGCUCUGUGGGAAGCCUUACUGAACACCAAGCACAAAGAGGCAGUGAUGGAAGUCCGGAGACAUCUAGUGGAAGCAGCAAGCAGAGAAAACCUGCCAAUCAAGAUGAGUAUGGGGAGAGUCACUCCGGCACAACUCACAUCCUAUAUUCAGCUCUUCAAGAACAACCUCAAAGCUCUAGUGAAUCACUGUGGACUCCUGCAGCUUGGGCUGGCCACUGUUCAAACUCUGAAACACCCGCAGACUGCCAAGUGGGACAACUUUCUGGCUUUUGAAAGGCUCCUUCUCCAGAGCAUCAAGGAGUCGACAAUGCCUGUUGUGUUAAAUCAGCUGCUGCCCAUGAUUAAGCCUUCAAAUCAGAGGACCAGCGAUGACUACAGCCCUGAAGAGCUGUUGACCCUCCUAAUAUACAUUUAUUCUGUCACUGGAGAGUUCACAGAGGACAAAGACCUGGCUGAAACUGAAGAAAAAGUGAAGAAAGCAUUGGCUCAAGUCUUUUGUGAGGAGUCUGAAUUGUCACCUUUGUUGCAGAAAAUCACAGGCUGUGAUUCUUCAGUUAACCUGACAUUUCAGCAAUCCAAAACCGCCGUGGACAAGCUCUUCACUUUGCUCCAGGAUAUUGCCGGAGCUCGGAGUCUCAUGAAACAGUUCAAGUCUGUGUAUGUUCCUGGAAACCAUACCCACCAGGCAUCCUACAAGCCGUUGCUGAAGCAGGUUGUGGAGGAAAUAUUUGAUCCCGAAAGGCCAGAUCCUGUUGAUAUUGAACACAUGUCGUCAGGCCUCACUGAUCUCCUUAAAACUGGAUUUAGCAUGUUCAUGAAGGUGAGCCGGCCUCAUCCCAGCGACCACCCUCUCCUGAUCCUCUUCGUGGUCGGCGGAGUCACAGUCUCUGAGGCAAAAAUGAUCAAAGACCUUGUGCCGUCUCUGAAACCAGGAGCCCAGGUAAUCGUUCUGUCCACACGACUCCUGAAGCCACUCGACAUGCCUGAGCUGUUAUUUGCAACUGAUCGGCUGCAUCCAGACCUCAGCUUCUGAGCACCUCCUAAGAGGAUGAGACUGACCCGAGAUGGAAACACCAAUACCAUCACCUCUUACCAUUCAAGACAUGCCUCCAAAUCCAGUGUCCCUGGUACUAUAUGUCAGUAAGACUGAAUUCUGUCCCAAGGCCUUGAGAACCAUGCAGCAAAGUAGUUUGCUUGGAUUCCUGUGAUUCUUUAAAAAAAGAAAUUAUUUUUCAUUCUCCUAAAGGUGCUGGCUGUCUUUCAGCUGGCCUAAUUCACACUAAUUCCCAUUUAUUCUUAAUCCUGUAUUUGUCAUCUUCCUGAUUCCACCUGCAAGGUCAGUAAUUCUAAAUAAAUGCCUGUUGGUGAGUAUUGGUAGAUGACAAGCCCUUUGAUCCGCAGAUGCACAAAAAGAAUUUAAGACAUGCUUUAGAAUUAUAAAUGUGAGGAAAGUUUUGUUUUCCCCCCUUAAGAUUAUAUUACUGAGGAAGGAACCUUGCAAAAAGGAUCUGAGGCUUUGUUUCCCUCUUGAUCUGAGACAUUUUUGCAAAGGGGAGGAAAGGAGAGGGGAUGGGCCAGGGCAGCUCUGGUUGUGAAUCAGCCUCCAUGACAAAAGGCUGCAUUGUCCCAGCCUGCAGUGCCCGGCAGGGCCGCCAGCCUACUGGGAACCUAGUGGGAGAGAGGCUGAUUGGAGGGCUGUCUGCCUGUAAAAGGUCCCCUCCCCACCCAGAGGAAGGCCCCAUAAAGAUAUCUGGUCCCAGGGAGUCUCCUUUUGAACCCCAACCCCUCUGACUUUUGUGAUUUAGCUUCUAUUGAAAUAUAAAGCUUUCUUUUCUAUAAGUCUAAAUUUUCCUUCUGGCCAUAGAAGAAACACCUAGAAUCCACCUAGUGAAAUUAUGUAAGAAUUCUGGCAAAAAUUAAAUCAGACAUUUGUAGGUGUGCAGUUGAUGGAAACUUCUAGCAUCUCUAAAAGGUGUUUGUAAUAAAAAGACAAAGCUGAAACAGUGUCCAGAGUGGAUUAAACAGGUGGAGGAAAUAAAAUACAAAUCAAAACACGUGUCUCCAUUUUAAUUCUCUACAAAACACUGGUUUUAUGAAAAAAACUGUGAAGUGGGAAAUCAUUCUGAGACGUAAUCAAAGCAGGUUUUACAGACACUGGACAUUUUUUUUGUCAAAAAAUGUUUUCCACCUGAUACCAGUUCUUUCAUGGUGCUCGGUAAUGGAGACCUCAGGUGCUCCUUUCAUUUAGCUAAUCUAGAAGUUUGAAUAAGAAAAUAGCGAAGUCACUAUUUUCUAAAAUAAAAUAAAAAUUAAGGACCCUGC
Messenger RNA from Miniopterus natalensis, 3460 nucleotides. RefSeq names its product sec1 family domain containing 2 (gene SCFD2). The record is from RefSeq and is a predicted model, not a curated record. Gene Ontology annotation, biological process: vesicle-mediated transport. NCBI's taxonomy places the organism in Eukaryota, Metazoa, Chordata, Mammalia, Chiroptera, Miniopteridae.